This is a messenger RNA of Diaporthe amygdali, 5331 nucleotides long. RefSeq names its product cell division cycle 15-like protein. Gene Ontology annotation, cellular component: cytoplasm. The coding region runs from base 1 to 5331 and encodes 1776 amino acids. The transcript is spliced from 9 exons. Gene Ontology annotation, molecular function: protein serine/threonine kinase activity; ATP binding. Lineage: Eukaryota; Fungi; Ascomycota; Sordariomycetes; Diaporthales; Diaporthaceae. Gene Ontology annotation, biological process: protein phosphorylation. The record is from RefSeq and is a predicted model, not a curated record.
AUGCGGACUGGCAGCUCCAACGCCGCCGAGCGGGCAUACCAUGCCGCCGGCGGAGGAGGCAACCGGACCCCCGUGUCCGCGAGGACCCCCAGGAGGGAGCCCGGUAGCUCCAGCGCUGUCGUCCAUGCCAGCGGCGGCCAUGUGCGCGAGAGGGCUCUGCAGGACCCUGGCCUGAAGGACUAUAGGCUCGGCGAUUGUAUCGGCAAGGGGGCUUUCGGAUCCGUCUACAAGGCCUUCAAUUGGGGCACCGGCGAGGCUGUCGCUGUCAAGCAGAUCAAGAUUGCCGACGUUCCCAAGAGCGAGUUGCGCAUGAUAGAGGCCGAGAUCGACCUUCUCAAGAACCUACACCAUGACAACAUCGUCAAAUACGUUGGCUUCGUCAAGUCGCAGGACUGUCUGAACAUCAUACUCGAGUACUGCGAAAACGGCUCUCUGCAUUCGAUCUGUAAGGCAUACGGCAAGUUCCCGGAGAACCUCGUCGGCGUCUACAUGACACAAGUUCUCCAAGGCCUUCAGUAUCUCCACGACCAAGGUGUCAUUCACAGGGAUAUCAAGGGCGCGAACAUUCUGACGACGAAAGAUGGCACUGUCAAGCUGGCCGACUUUGGCGUCUCCACCAGCACGCUUGCUGGACCCGACAAGGAGGCUCAGGUUGUGGGUACGCCGUACUGGAUGGCCCCCGAGAUAAUUCAGCUCUCUGGGGCCACUUCUGCCUCGGAUAUCUGGAGCGUCGGCUGCACCGUUAUUGAGCUGCUGCAAGGGCGGCCGCCCUAUCACAAUCUGGCUGCCAUGCCGGCCUUGUUCGCCAUCGUCAAUGACGACCACCCCCCUCUGCCAGAGGGUGUCUCUGCGGCUGCACGGGACUUCAUGAUGCAAUGUUUUCAGAAGGACCCAAACCUUCGCGUAUCAGCAAGGAAGCUCCUAAAGCAUCCGUGGAUUGUGGGCUGUCGCAGGAGUGAUGCCCCCGUCUCCAAGAGGCCUGCAAAUUUCAGCCAGGCAGUCGAGGAGGUCAAGCAGUGGAACAAGGCCCUGAAAUCGUCAGAAACUUCCCUGAGAGCUUCCACGGGCUCGGACAGCAGCGCCCAGACUGCCCACGCACAGCCCGUGUCCAGGUUUACCGCUGCCGCGGCAGAUCCGCACCGCUCGAAUCUCGCAACACCUGGCAAGAGACCGCUGAGCAUCACAAAAUCUAAACCUAACCCAGACGCGUUCCGAUCUCCUGAAGUUGCCGAUGACGAUAAUUGGGACAAUGACUUUGCAACAGCCAUCUCGCCCAGCGCUCUCCACCUGCCACACCUCAAGCCCCAGGACAACUUCGGGGGCAAGCUUUCUGCCGAUAAGCUCAAGCAAUUCGCGUCCAUUGACGAGGCCAGCACUAGCAACAACUGGGAUGACCAGUUCGAGGGCGACCUACAGUCCGUCAAGGGCGCCUCUCGCCAAUUCUUUGAGCAAGACCCCCAGGAACAGACCAUUCGUCCCACCCCCAGAAGGUCGAGCAAGUCUACUGAAGCAUCAAGGACCCCACAGCAAGGACAUGGGCACCGAAGGACUAGGAGCAAGCAGGUGUCAUCAUCGAAUGUGCCCUUGCAAAAGCAGCUCACCAAGCCCGCACUUGGUAGCAAGUUCGAGUUGCCCGUGCGACCUGAGGCCAUCUACCGGGAGCAGUCCAUCGAGGACUUUUCGGAUUUCUUCCCUGAGGCGGAUAACCUGUUCAGCCGCAAAACCAGUCGUCCUAAAAAGGAUGAUUCUCAGCUGAUGCCGCCGCCCGAGCUCAAGACUCAGCACUCUCAGCCAAACAUCCAUAUCGUGCCCCCGUCCGGCGGCAGUGAUUCUGCCCGUCGCCAACGUGCUUCCUCACGGCCUCCCGGGCCAGAUGAACAGGCGCCAGUGAGGAGGACAAGGUCACAUAUAGAGAUCCAGAAGUUUGCGGAGGGCGAGGACGACGAGGACUUCUCUGAUAUUCUUGGUCCUAAUGGUACCUUGGUAGAGAAGGAAGACAGCGACCGUGGUUCUGAGGAUGGUGCGGGCGGCAUGAUGCUGCUGUCCAAGCUGUCGAACAGCUCAUGGCUCGGCGACGACGAGGACGAGGACGACCCAUUCGCCAUGAUGGAUCCUGAGUACAACGAGAUGGACCUCGAGGCCAACAUCGCCCGGGACCGACACGCCCGUUUAGCCGAGAGGGUUGAGGAGCUUGUGCAGCUGCUCAAAGUUGGGACCGAGAUUACAGGCGAGGAGCGGGUCUCUGAUGUUGCCGAGGAGCUUGUCUACCUACUGCAUGAUCAUGAAGAUGUCAAGGGCUUGAUCAUUGGCGCUCACGGCUUGCUGCCAAUUUUGGAGCUACUCACUCUACCACCUGACACCAUCAGCACAGCCAAGGGUCGCCAGGACAUGAUCUUAUGGCUGCUCAAGGUGGUCAAUAAGAUCAUUUACCGUGACAGAGAAUUACAAGAGAAUCUGUGUUUCGUAGGUGGCAUUCCUAUCAUCACUAAAUUUGCCGCCAGGCAGUUCUCCAAUGAGAUCCGUCUUGAAACUGCGGAUUUUGUUCAGCAGAUGUACGAGACGUCAACCCUCACGCUGCAGAUGUUCGUCAGCUGCGGCGGCAUCUCCGUGCUUGCUGGGUUCUUAGACGAAGAUUACGACAUGUCCCGGGAUCUGGUCCUCGUCGGAGUUAGCGGCAUCUGGAGAGUGUUUGAGCUUCAGGGUCCUACGCCCAGAAACGACUUCUGCAGGCUGUUCUCUAAGGCAAAAGUGCUUGACCCACUGGCCGAGAUUCUUCAUAGGGUGUUGGACGCGGAUGAGAAGGAUGAGCUGUCCGAAUUUGUUGAGGGGCGCAUCGUAAACCUCUUCUACAUGUUCUCCCAGGCGGACUACGAGGUCAAGGAGCUCAUUGCUGACCGCGCAGUCCUCAAGACCGUAUUGAAGGAUCUGGAGACCAUGACACCUACUCACCAAAUCACCAUGCUCAAGUUUAUCAAGAACCUCUCCAGCCUCCCAUCAACUGUUGAGGUGCUACAUUCUGCAGACGCAAUCGACUAUUUGAUUGAUCUCCUAGGACAUAGCCUAAAGAAGAACACAAGGCAUUUUAGGGAGAUUUCCAACCAGGUUUUGAACACUAUGUUUAACCUGUGUCGACUCAGCAAGGAGCGACAAGAGUAUGCAGCGGUCCAUGGCAUCAUCCCCUUGCUGCUGAAGAUUAUGAAAAUCGAUCGACCGCCCAAGGAGUUCGCACUACCAAUACUGUGCGACAUGGCUCACUCAGGAAGCAAAGGGCGUCGAUAUUUGUGGCAGAACAAGGGCUUGGACUUUUACGUGUCUCUGCUCGCAGACCAGUACUGGCAGACCACAGCUCUCGAUGCCAUUUUUGUCUGGCUGCAGGAGGAAACGGCCAAAGUGGAAAGUCAUUUGCUGGGUGGGAACUUCCCCUCUGCCAUUGUGUCGUGUUUCGAUACUUCAAAGGCCAAUGCCUUCGCUGCAUUCGACGCCACCCUCCUUGAGCCCUUGCUCAAGGUCUUCCGUCUGAGCCCUACCCUGGCUGCGUCACUGGGAAAGCCUGAGAUGUACAGGGGCAUUGCCACCAAGCUGGGCCACAAGAAGCCAGUCGUGCGGCUCAACCUCCUCCGUCUUGUCCGCACUAUCCUGGACAGCUGUGAACCAGACCUGGGUGUCAACUCCGUAGGUGGUGGUGCAGAGUUGCAGACACUAUUCGAGAAUAUCCAGAUGCUUGAGAAGGACCCAGCUCUGCUAGUGCGCAACCUCGCGCACGAGAUCAACAAGACACACAUCGAGGGCGAUUAUUUCGAAACCAAGAGCGUUGGCACUGGCUCACAGAACGGUGGCAGUGGGCGCUCCAGGUCAGGUGGAUCGAGGAGAAUGACAAGCUAUGCCACGUCUCCCAGUCUUGUACACUCGACUACUGCCCCUGGCGCUCCGCCGAGGACACCCACCCAUACACCGCAGCUACGGCAUACGGGUUCGGCAAGUGUCAUCCAACAGAUUGCCCACACGCCUCGACGUUCUCAGACAAGUUUGGUGCACGAGCAGGAUGCCAUGUUCGUCAGGCCUCGGAGCAGGGGAGCAGAUGGCGGGCUUAUGAGCCCAGCUGUCUCAACACCACGACGUGCUUCUGGUGAUGCCAACGCAGCGGGGAGAAGUAGACUCCCCAGGGGUUCGAUAUCUUACUCUCGCCCGAGCACGGCUAGUGGGCCAAGCCUGCAUCAUGGCAGGUCUGACAGCUCGCUGAGUAACAAGGAGAAUUCAUCGGGUGCGGCCGCCGGGAGGAGGGGCUCAUAUGUUGUCGGGGCAAGGAGCGGUAGUGGUGGCAGCGAGAGCUCCAAUGGUUCGCUGUAUCCACCGUCGUCACCUGCGGUGGAACGUGACAGGCCGAGCGGCGGCAUCAAGAGGCGGGGCAGCAGAGUUCCCAGCUCGGAGCUUCGGUAUGCUAACGGCGGUAGCUCAGCAAGAGCCGACGAUUCUGGAAAGUGCCACCGGACAUGCGAGGGAGAGCGUAAGGAGUCUGGUGGGAGAAGAGAUCAUGCCCGAUCGUCUCUCACUGAGGGCAGUGACGCGAUGGAAAGAAGUCCAUCCCCGACCAACCUCGAUCUCACCGGCUCCAAAUUGAAGGCGCAACUUGAUGCGAGCCGUCGGCCGCCCCAAUCCCACCAUGUUCGGCGCGUGGUCUCCUCACAUCUCGCGCCGAGGAAGAGCAGAGAAGAACAGCGUGAGCGGCCCAAGACGGCUGCAGGGACGAGGUCGUCACCGUUGAAAGGGCAGAAUGGCGACGUCAUGCCCCUGUCAAGGUUGAGCACGAGCCCGACCAAACGGUCGUCGCCUUGCCGCACUUCCCCAGCUCGCAACACAGGCGAAGAGGUUUGCGCAGCGCCUACGCCGCCGCCCUCCCGUGCAAACUCGACCAAUUCAGCGCGAGGCAGGGCAACUCCUCAAAAGGCGCCUGAUGAGGGAACUCCCACUGCUCAGCGGUCGUUGAAGUCGAGUCCUCAGAAGCGAACCCCAUCAAAGCUGAAGCUCAGAGACAGUCUGAGCCCUGUGAAGAUGACGUCUGCGUCAGCUUCAGCUCGCUCAUCGCCUGGCCUACAUGUCAAUGGCUGUGCAGACUCGGCAAAGAUGGAUGAUGGGUCGAGGCCGAGUGCUCGCGCGAGUCCACCCAAGAGGACACCGUCAAAGCUCAGGCUCAGGAGGAGCGCACCCGCGGUCGACCUUGCGAGCUUGAGUCAAUCUCCGUCGCCGAAAAGACCGGCCAAAUCGCCCCCUGCAGCUGGACUCGAGCGAGGCACAACCACCUCUUCUGCCCCACAACCGAUGCGCAAAGAAUGA